Toxotes jaculatrix (banded archerfish) is the source of this 4306-nucleotide messenger RNA. RefSeq names its product potassium voltage-gated channel, KQT-like subfamily, member 1.2 (gene kcnq1.2). Gene Ontology annotation, cellular component: membrane. The coding region runs from base 300 to 2468 and encodes 722 amino acids. The record is from RefSeq and is a predicted model, not a curated record. The transcript is spliced from 19 exons. Lineage: Eukaryota; Metazoa; Chordata; Actinopteri; Toxotidae. Gene Ontology annotation, molecular function: voltage-gated potassium channel activity. Gene Ontology annotation, biological process: potassium ion transport; transmembrane transport.
CCGGAUCUUGUUUUCAUAAAAAGCAAAAACAGACGAACUUGUUGCCUGGCUUCAGAGAUAAUUACAUUAUUAUUUGCCGCCGAUAACAACUUGAGAUGUGUUUUUGGAGUAAAAGGUAUGGACACACAUGCAGCUCAGCAGAGAGUGGUCUUGUCUGCUGCGGGUAGCUAGCCAUGCCUAGCUAGGUGUCUUACCCUGCUGGGCUCUACCCUUCUACCCUUGGUCAUAACCUCCAGAGCUUCCCAGGACUUUGAAGUCUCCCUUGACCCUCUCUGAACUGGACCAUCCCACAGGGCAUCAUGGGGGAAAGGCGGGCACGCUCCUUCCACAUGACGUGCCACGUGCAGCGCGACUAUGGCAACAGGCUGGGGAGCUCCUUCAUAGGUUGCAGUCCCAAUGGAUAUGCCAGCACGAGCCUCAGCCUCAGCUUGGACCAGGAGAUAGAUGCUGAUCUUGCAGCCUCCACUGGCACUACUACAACCACUAGUACUGCUCUACGGGCUCCUGCACCUGACAGAAGCCACUACUCUCCUGUUUCACUGGAACUGGACCCCGCAGCGGUGAAUAAUGGAUCAGGCAUUCCCUGCUGUCCGCCAGCAGAUACAAAGGACCCAGCGCUGCAGAUGAUACACAGCCAGCCCUCUAUCACCUCUGUCCCGCCACCUCUUCCUCGUUCGAGCUGGCUGCAUCAUCAUCAAAAGGAUUUCCAGAGCCCUUACAUCAAGACUAGCAUGCAGGGGGAUGUUUACAACUUCCUAGAGAGACCUGCUGGACUGAAAUGCUUCCUCUACCACUUCCUUGUCUUCCUCAUGGUCCUGGUGUGUCUAAUCUUCAGUGUCUUGUCAACCAUAGAGCAAUAUGCAGACUUUGCCACUGGAACCCUCUUCUGGAUGGAGAUUGUGCUGGUGCUGUUCUUUGGCACAGAGUAUGUGGUGCGGCUGUGGUCGGCAGGCUGCCGCAGCAAAUAUGCGGGCAUCAAAGGACGUCUCCGCUUUAUCAGGAAGCCCAUAUCAAUCAUAGAUUUGAUAGUGGUUAUCGCCUCAAUCAUUGUGCUCGGUGUAGGGUCCAAUGGCCAAGUGUUUGCCACGUCUGCCAUCAGGGGCAUCCGUUUCCUCCAGAUCUUGCGCAUGCUACACGUGGAUCGACAGGGAGGAACAUGGAGGCUCCUAGGAUCUGUGGUCUUUAUUCAUCGACAGGAGCUGAUCACCACUCUGUACAUUGGAUUCCUGGGCCUGAUUUUUUCCUCCUACUUUGUCUACUUGGCGGAGAAGGAUGCUGUGGAUGAGGAGGGCAAGACGGGCUUCUCCAGCUACGCCGAUGCCUUGUGGUGGGGCGUGGUGACUGUCACCACCAUCGGCUACGGAGACAAAAUUCCUCAAACGUGGAUAGGCAAGGCCAUUGCCUCCUGCUUCAGUGUCUUCGCAAUCUCCUUCUUCGCUCUGCCUGCUGGUAUCCUGGGCUCAGGGUUUGCCCUUAAGGUCCAACAGAAGCAGAGACAGAAGCAUUUCAACAGACAGAUCCCUGCUGCGGCCUCACUCAUUCAGACACUGUGGAGGUGCUAUGCAGCAGAGAAACCAGGCGGCUGUGCUGCUACAUGGAAAAUGUACGUCCUAACUCCAGAGGCCGUCACCACAGUGGAAUCUGACAACUCCAGUCCUAAUAUCAGGAAACUGAACAUAUCGAAAAAGGGAACCAAGAGGAGAUUGAAGCCCAGAGGUAAUGGCUCUAUGGGUGUCGCCUCAGAGAGGGCUGUAUCAAUCCCCCAGAUCACCUACGAUCACAUUGAUGACUCUGUAGAGAAGAAAGAUGUCUCAUUUUUCUUGGAGGAGCCAAGGGGCUCUGUUGAAGGAAUCACCAGGUUGUUCAGACAGACAGGCCCUCCUCAUCAUUCUUGGUCAUCUUUCACUCUGAGCUGCCCUGGCUCUCCAGUCAAGAGGGAUCAUGAUAACAGCACCUCCAUCGACAUCUCCCGCGCCAACAGCUUAACUGAUGAGCUGGACUACAUGAGUGAAGACAUUCCCCUGCCAGUGGUGACUCACAAAGCUCAGUUGUCCCAUGCCCAGAGAUCAGCGGUAAAAGUUCUUCGCAGAAUGCAGUACUUUGUGGCCAGGAGGAAAUUUCAGCAAGCACGGAAACCCUAUGACGUGCGAGAUGUGAUCGAGCAGUAUUCCCAGGGUCACCUCAACAUGAUGGUCCGCAUCAAGGAGCUUCAGAGAAGGCUGGACGGCACACUGGGGAAGCCAGGAAUGUUUCUUCCAGGAAAAGGAGAAGAUAAAGAAUACCCAACUAUUGGAGCACGACUGAUCAGGCUGGAAGAUAAGGUCCAUCAGAUGGACCAGAAAAUGGACUCAGUCCUGCGGGUCCUGAUGGAGCAGUUCCCUCCCAAGCCAGAGCUGACAUCCAAGCCCUCCAUCCGCAGGGUGACCAUCCAGAAAUGCAUGGGCACCAGCAUCGACGAGGGACCCUGAUGUCACAGAGAAGGUAGCACUGGGUAUGGUGAUGUCACCACCAAAGGACAAUUAAAAGGGCAGGAUUACACAUAGACAGCCUAGCGUCCUACAUGGGAGCCUGCAAAAUAAUAAGGGGACUCAAUCUUCCAAACCCCAUUUCCUCUACUCCUUUUGCAAUCCCAUUUUCUCACAGAUUUUUGACCCCUGAUAAGAGAACAACUUUUAAUUGUGCACUGUUCUGGGACAAAAGAACUACUGACUGAGGGAUUCAUGGUGUAGGAACAAGGCUGACUAAUCUCUUCUCUCUGAUGAUUGUUGGGCCUGUUUAGGUCUUUUUUUGUUGUCUACAUGUAGCUUUCUCUUCUACACUAGCAUCGUGGGCCCUCAAGCUUCCCCGGCAGCACACAGUCAUUCAAGCUGCGACACGCUGCAUGAAUUUAUUUCACUACAUUAACCUCAUAAUCACACUACUCAGAUGAUGUUAAUUUAUGUGUGGCCUGUCACUGAGCUGCAUUCCUCUACUCCAAAUAUUAUUCCAAAGCUAACUAACCCAGUAAUGAAGUCGUAAUGCAAUCAAAGCACUCAAGUUCCCCAAAGACACAGAGAAAAACUGAGAGUCCAGCCAUGGCAGAGGCAUUCCUCAAAUCCUUCUGAUUAUCUUGGCACCAUCCACACCCAGUACACAACAGGGUUAUUUCCACAGCCACAUAUCCAUCUAGCCUAACUGUACUUAGACUGCGGCGGGUGUUUGUUAGUAGUGAUCAAAUAACACGAGGAGGGAAAGGCAGAUUAUCUGUUGACUUUGCCCAGCAUUAGGGACCGGAAGGCUGGAGUAAAAGAAAUGGAACUAAAGAAAUGUGUCUGGGGUGGGCUGGGUGGCUAACCUGGUGCUGAUUUACAGCUACGUUAGAGCUAAUAAAAAUAGCCAAACUGCCGAGACAGGACCUGGAGCUGUAUAACAGGAAUACACUCAGAAGUAAUGGCACGGUCUCUGUUUGCUCGAGGUUUUCACUGGGAGAUUAGGGAGAUAUGUAUACUGGACACUCUUUGCAGCACCGCUGCUCACACCACCAGAACCCUGCUUAAUAUCCGCUAUUACCCUCUUCUGGGGCUCACACUGCUGUGUGCAAUUUUAAAUAAAUUUGCCCCAUUACCGCUCUGAUUAUUUUUUUCUCUCCUGAGCUAAUUAAGUGUUGAAUUCUUGGUAAGGGGAGAUUGCUCAUUGCGAGCAUCUAAUGAGAAGAAACACUAGAAAAUGUGCAGUACAGUGAGCUUUGAGGAGCAGGCACACUCAUUCUGUGUGAAAUGUUGGGAAAUAUCAGGCUACCACUGAGAGCCCACGUUUGAUAUAAAAAGACAAUGCUCUCACUUUGUUCCCAUACUCAUUGUAUUUAUCUGACAGGACACUGAGGCAUGUAGGAAGUAGAAAAUAGAAAAUAACUCAAGUUACUGUAUGAAAGGCCUCCCAUAAUUAUAGCAUGCGCAUUCCUAAAAAGACGGAUGCACACACAAAAGCGGGGUGAACAAGGGAUGGGAAAGAGAGGCUUUCUCUCUGCACUAACAUAUAUUUUACUAUUUUUGCAGUGGUUAAAAAUCUAGCUAUUAUUUAUCUUCUAUUAAAUAAAGUGGUUGUAUUUUAAAGGUACUCUAAUUAUGUGACAGACCUUGAUACAGAUCUGCCUGUCUGUUCUCCUGUACAGUUUUAUAAGAGAUGUAAAUAGAAACAUUGCCUUAUUGUACUGUAUUUAUUAUCACGUGGAACGAUCAACCUGGAACAUGUCUGCUUGUUGGAGUGAUGAGAAACACAGAGAUGGUGGCUCCUGUUGUACAGAUGGAUGGAAAUGAUUGUAAAUGAU